AUGGACACCACGCACCAGGAUAUGCAGCCGUUCUCGGCACGACUGAGAACCUUUGAGACUGCACAACCAAUUCGAAAGCGACAGGCCAGUGGCCAGGCGAAGAAGAAGGCCGGCAACACCGGCAAAUGGCCGCACGAGAAACCCGAGCCUGUGUUGGUAGGCCACGACGGACUCGCUCGCGCGGGCUUCUUCUACCGACCCGACCAGGAAUCGACCGACAAUGUUACGUGCUUUAUGUGCAACGUCCGACUGGACGGAUGGGAGGAGACAGAUGUGCCGAUUCAAGAGCAUCUCGCCCACACGCACGGCUGUCCCUGGGCAACGGCUGUCAGUGUCUUCAGAGGCGAGGACGAACCAGAGCCGGAAAUGCGAGAUCCGCUGGCUGAAGAGAUGAUCAUCGCGCGAAAGACUACAUUCGCGACCGGAGAAGGAUGGCCACACGAAAGCAAGAAGGGAUGGAAAUGCAAGAUCACGAAGAUGGUAGAGGCUGGUUGGUGUUGGGAUCCGUCCACUGAGGAGGGAGACGGUGUCGAUGGAGUUACCUGUUUCUACUGUGGCCUCAGUCUGGAUGGUUGGGAGCCAAAGGACGACCCUUUCACCGAACACAAGCGACGAGAGCCUGCGUGCAGAUACUUUGAGCUGCUGGGCCAAUUCCAUGGUGUUGACGCUGCCAAUGGCAAGAUCAAGAAGAGCAAAAGCACAAGCAAGGGCGCAAGAGCCAGCACUGCUAGUAAGGCUAGCAGGAUAAGCAGGACGAGCGCAAUGAGUGCGAUGAGCGAGGUGCCGAGCAUGCCAGAAAGCUAUGUUGAUCCACUUGAAGACGUCGACGAUAGCAACGUUACGACUGCAACCAACGCAUCACAUGCAACAGCAACUGGCGCCACGAAAGGCAAGAAGAAGAGCGCCAAGGCCAAAGCCCCAGCAAAGGGUACGAAGGGCAGGAAGAAGGCCACUGAAGAAUCAAUGGAAGACGUUCAGUACCCGGACCUGGACCAAGCGCAUGUUCAUCAAGAUGUUGAGGAAGAAGAGCCUGUUGCAGCGAGCAAGAAGCCUAAGCGCGGCACUCGCGCAUCGAAGCAAAUCGACUCUUCGGUCAUUGAGAUUAGCCAAACCGAGAUGGUCGCACCUAAGAAGCCGACAAGAACUAGAAAAGCCCAAAAAGAACCGGAACCUGAGUUCGAAGCUGAAGAGAUCCAACAGACCGCAAAUGCAUCGGCAGCUGCUUGGGUUGAGAUGCAACACGACUUCGAGGCAGACGACUUCGAACCAGGUGACCAGUCUACGCCCGAUGCGGAGCCAACGAAGUCGAAACGUGGAGUCAAGAGAUCGUCGGACGGAUCGCAGAAGUAUCCAGUCCUUGACUCGAGCGUGCUUCACGUUGAUGUUGACCCAGAGCCCGCUCCAGAGCCAGCAGCCAAGCGCAAGAGAGGGCGACCAAAGAAAGAAUCUACGUCGUCCGUAGACUCCAGGGCUGCUCCUGAAGUGGAUCCAAUAGAGCUGGACACGACCGAAGCCCAACAGAGCCAGAUUCAAGAGGUAGAAGCACCAGCGAAGAAGGCCAAAUCAAAGGCGAAGGGCAAGAAGGCCUCCACGACACGCUCGUCACGCUCAUCCAAGGCCAAAGCAGAUCGCGUCGACGCAGUAGAGGAGCCCGAGGAUCUUGCUAAAGAUGAGAUGGAGAUUGAGCAGGAGCUUGCUCGCAUUGCCGCUGAGCAGGCCUCUCAACAAGCUGUUCAAGAAGAGCAACAGCAAGUGAACGAGUUCGAGCCUUCUCCCUUGUCCGGUCGAAUCAGCAAAGACAGUGCAGAGCUUCAGAAGCUGCAGGACGAGGUGGAGGCAGACGAUGACAAGGCGACUCAGGGACACAUCUCUCCACCACGGCAGUCAUGCCCCCAAGCUGAGAUGACACCAAGUCCAAACGGCAGCGACAAAGAGAACCGAGAUUCAUCGCUUAUCGAGCCGUCCGCUAAGCAAGCACAACCAGCUAUCGUCCUAAGCCCGACCAGGACCAUAAAGAUACCCUUGGCAGCAAGCACUCCAAAUCGCUCUUCAGGAAAGACGAUGCUCAGCCCAAGCAAGCAAAUAUCUCACCUAACCUCAUCGAAACCUUGGACUGCGAUCGAUCCGGACAUCGCUCUUGUGCCAGCUCAUGUGUCCGAAAACGGGGAGAAUUUCGAGCCAGGUCAGCUCUCGGAGCUGCUUUUGGAUGCUGCUGGAGACCUGAAGAGCCCGGAGAAGAAGAUGACGGUGGAGGAGUGGAUCCGAUCUCGCGCUGAGAAGAGCGAGGAGGAUCUGAGGAGACGAUGUGAGCUGAUGGUCAGCACUUUUGAAAAGGAGGGGAUGAGAGCUUUGGAGAGUGUGCAAGGGAUUCAGAUUGUUGGGUAA
Messenger RNA from Zasmidium cellare ATCC 36951, 2385 nucleotides. RefSeq lists its product as uncharacterized. The record is from RefSeq and is a predicted model, not a curated record. NCBI's taxonomy places the organism in Eukaryota, Fungi, Ascomycota, Dothideomycetes, Mycosphaerellales, Mycosphaerellaceae. The transcript is spliced from 2 exons. The coding region runs from base 1 to 2385 and encodes 794 amino acids.